GCCCGCCGGCGGCCGCCACCGCCGCUGAAACUUAACGCCCGGCGCGCCGCCUGCCCGCCGAGCGCAGGGGGCUGGGGCAGCCUGCCUGCCGUGCCGGGGGCGGUCCGCCCGCGCCCCGCCGCGCACCGCAGCCUCGCCCCGGGAGCUGCCGCCGUGGGGAGAGGCUGAAGGACGGAGCCGGCUGCGCCCGCCCCGGUUGCCAGGGAGAAAAGGGAUAUUUUUCUCAACUGUGAAGAAGAACCUUCAUUCAAGAUUCCCCUGUGAACACUGCAUUGAUGCCAAUCAUAUAAGAGGCGUGGAGUCCUGAAUAAACAAAGAGAAGAGAGUUAAGCACACAUUCUCUAUUCUGAACACUUACCCAGGAGUUAAAAUGGUGAGUGAAAGUCAUCAUGAGGCCCUGGCAGCGCCGCCAGCGACCACUGUAGCAGCAGCCCCUCCAAGUAAUGUCACCGAGCCAGCCAGUCCGGGAGGAGGGGGAGGAAAAGAAGAUGCAUUCUCCAAGCUAAAAGAGAAGUUCAUGAAUGAACUGAACAAAAUUCCACUGCCACCUUGGGCCUUAAUAGCCAUAGCCAUAGUUGCAGUCCUAUUAAUCCUCACCUGCUGCUUUUGUCUCUGUAAGAAAUGCUUGUUCAAAAAGAAGAACAAGAAGAAGGGAAAGGAGAAGGGAGGGAAGAAUGCUAUUAACAUGAAAGAUGUUAAAGAUUUAGGGAAAAGCAUGAAGGACCAGGCUCUUAAGGAUGAUGAUGCUGAGACUGGGCUGACUGAUGGGGAAGAGAAGGAAGAAGCUAAAGAAGUUGAGAAGCUAGGGAAAAUACAAUAUUCUUUGGAUUAUGACUUCCAGAACAAUCAGCUUCUGGUUGGGAUUAUUCAAGCAGCUGAGCUGCCUGCAUUAGAUAUGGGUGGUACAUCUGAUCCCUAUGUGAAAGUCUUCCUGCUGCCUGAUAAGAAGAAGAAAUAUGAGACAAAAGUCCACAGAAAGACCCUUAACCCUGUUUUCAAUGAGCAAUUUACAUUCAAGGUGCCAUACUCUGAGCUGGGUGGAAAAACUUUAGUGAUGGCAGUUUAUGACUUUGAUCGUUUCUCCAAACAUGAUAUCAUUGGGGAAUAUAAAGUUGCAAUGAACACGGUGGACUUCGGUCAUGUCACUGAGGAGUGGAGGGACUUGCAAAGUGCAGAGAAAGAAGAGCAAGAAAAGCUGGGUGAUAUCUGCUUCUCCCUCCGUUAUGUGCCUACUGCUGGCAAGCUGACUGUCGUCAUUCUGGAGGCGAAGAACUUGAAGAAGAUGGAUGUCGGUGGACUAUCAGAUCCCUAUGUGAAGAUCCAUCUGAUGCAGAAUGGUAAGAGGCUGAAGAAGAAAAAGACUACAAUUAAAAAGAACACUCUGAAUCCCUACUACAACGAGUCUUUCAGCUUUGAAGUACCAUUCGAGCAAAUUCAGAAAGUGCAAAUUGUUGUGACUGUUUUGGACUAUGACAAGAUUGGCAAGAACGAUGCCAUCGGGAAAGUCUUUGUGGGCUACAACAGCACCGGCGCGGAGCUGCGGCACUGGUCAGACAUGCUGGCCAACCCCCGGCGGCCCAUUGCACAGUGGCACACCCUACAGCCCGAGGAGGAGGUAGAUGCCAUGCUGGCAGUCAAGAAAUAA
This is a messenger RNA of Poecile atricapillus (Black-capped chickadee), 1645 nucleotides long. Its product is annotated as synaptotagmin-1-like. The transcript has 11 exons. The record is from RefSeq and is a predicted model, not a curated record. Gene Ontology annotation, molecular function: calcium ion binding; syntaxin binding; phosphatidylserine binding. The coding region runs from base 371 to 1645 and encodes 424 amino acids. Lineage: Eukaryota; Metazoa; Chordata; Aves; Passeriformes; Paridae. Gene Ontology annotation, cellular component: synaptic vesicle membrane; axon; dense core granule. Gene Ontology annotation, biological process: regulation of dopamine secretion; calcium ion-regulated exocytosis of neurotransmitter; synaptic vesicle endocytosis.